GACGCAACCAUCUGCGGAAAGGAAAGGGGGGAGAGAGACUUACACCGCAAGAAGAGAGACCAAAAAGAUGGAAACUCAGUAAACGGACCCCACGAACCAUUACAUAUGACAGUAUGUCCUAAGUUGCCCGCUUUAUAUUUCCUUCCCAUGCACUUGGUCAGUACUGGCCCGCUGACCACAUUGGCCACCUCCCUCCCCUUCGCCCUGGCAUUGUCAGGGGCCCACGCUCCUGGCCGAGAAUGGUGACCCGGCUUCCUUCCGGUUUGCUAAGCGGGGCCGGAAGUGCUGGUUUUUAGCGGCUCUUGGUGUAGAAGGGUGGUGGUGGCGGCGGCAAAGUUGUGACUGAGGCGCUCGGAUUCUCGUGGCUGUGUCGGGAUUUAACCACCACCAUGUCAAGCAAAAGGGCAAAGACCAAGACCACCAAGAAGCGCCCUCAGCGCGCUACAUCCAAUGUAUUUGCCAUGUUUGACCAGUCACAGAUCCAGGAGUUCAAAGAGGCCUUCAAUAUGAUUGAUCAAAACAGAGAUGGUUUCAUUGAUAAGGAAGAUUUGCAUGAUAUGCUUGCCUCACUAGGGAAAAAUCCAACUGAUGAGUAUCUGGAUGCCAUGAUGAAUGAGGCUCCAGGCCCUAUCAAUUUCACCAUGUUCCUCACCAUGUUUGGUGAGAAGUUAAAUGGCACCGAUCCUGAAGAUGUCAUCAGAAAUGCUUUUGCUUGCUUUGAUGAAGAAGCAACUGGCACCAUCCAGGAAGAUUACCUGAGAGAGCUGCUGACAACCAUGGGGGACCGGUUCACAGACGAGGAAGUGGACGAGCUGUACAGAGAAGCACCUAUCGACAAAAAGGGGAAUUUCAACUACAUCGAGUUCACGCGCAUCCUUAAACAUGGAGCGAAAGACAAAGAUGACUGAAAAGAACUUCAAGUUCCAGCCAAAUGUUCCUUGUUGCCACUUUGGGUAUUUCUGAGAUUUUUCUCUUGCAUGCCCUUAGCUUUACAGCUUUUGCCUUUUCUGUUGUAUUUAUUCUCAGCCAUUUGGGGCACAUGUAUCAUGAUGUAUCUUUCCAGACUGGAAAUGGGACUUUUUGCCAUUUUCAGAAUAGAAAAUAGGGUAAUUUAACUUACCAGCCCCUCCCCCAUAACUGCAGCCUACAGAGUCAAUAUAUUUUUUCAGAGAAAGUUAUUCACUCAAUUUUUUCUGAACCAUAAUUAAACUUUAUGAUAAAAUA
Molecule: messenger RNA, 1224 nt
Organism: Carlito syrichta (Philippine tarsier)
Lineage: Eukaryota; Metazoa; Chordata; Mammalia; Primates; Tarsiidae
Product: myosin regulatory light polypeptide 9
Exons: 4
Coding region: 390-908 (172 amino acids)
Biological process (GO): platelet aggregation
Cellular component (GO): cytoplasm
Molecular function (GO): calcium ion binding
Source: RefSeq, a predicted model, not a curated record